Molecule: messenger RNA, 1941 nt
Organism: Homarus americanus (American lobster)
Lineage: Eukaryota; Metazoa; Arthropoda; Malacostraca; Decapoda; Nephropidae
Gene: Ing5
Product: inhibitor of growth protein 4-like
Biological process (GO): regulation of DNA-templated transcription
Cellular component (GO): nucleus
Source: RefSeq, a predicted model, not a curated record
GUGGACAAACACAUACGCAGGCUAGACUCGGAUCUGGCAAAGUUUGAAGCCGAGAUAAAGGAGAAAGCUCUUAACAACAGCAAAAAGGAAGAGGAAACUAACAGUAAGAAAAAAGGAAGAAAGAAAAAAGAAGAAAAAGGCAAAAACAAGAGGAAAGGAAAUCAGUCGGACGAGGAGGAAGCAACGCCCAAGACCGGUCGCAAGAAACUGAAGAAAAAACACGGGGAAGCGGAGUCGGUCAUCGCGUCGGUCCUUCCUUGUCUGUCUAUAGCUCACCCCUCCGACGUGCUGGACAUGCCGGUCGACCCCAACGAACCUACUUACUGUCUCUGCCACCAGGUGUCCUAUGGGGAGAUGAUCGCUUGUGAUAAGAUGGACUGUCCAAUUGAAUGGUUCCACUUUGCCUGUGUUGGACUGACUACAAAACCCAAGGGGAAAUGGUACUGUCCCAAGUGCUCAACUGAGAGAAAGAAAAAGUAGCCCUAGAAUUAUUGGGUCAUUUGUAUAAUGUUCUAUUUUUUAAAGGAUAUGAAAUUAGCCAUGUUAUUUGUUACAUAGUAGGUAUAUGGUUGGUGAAGAUUAUAUAGUCAUUAUGAACAAAGUGUAAAUUUAUUAGGAAAUGGAAGUGUGGAGUAUUUUUAUGCCAAAACUAUGUCAUAAAUCAGGUUUUCCUUUUUUCUUUUUCCUUUACCAUACCAUGAUACAGUACAGUGCAUCAUGUUCACCUCUGCUGGGUGGUGUUUUUUACGGUAAGUUGGGUCUGACAGUUCUCCUCCUCUAUGGAAAUAACUGAUGUGUUUAAGAGUAUAUCAAACCUUGAUUCUCUGAUGCAUUGAACUGUUUACAUUAACAAAGUGUAGGAGUGGUGGUAGAGUACAAGAGUGAGUGUGUUAUGAGGACAAGACAACAGUUGUGAGUGAAUGAUUCAAUGUGAGUGAGAGGCUUGUUUUGUUUUUUUCCUUUUAUCACCUGUCGACGUGAGAGAGAAAAAUGCCAGCAAGAGCGCAAACAAUCGACUUGAAUACUCAUUUCUUUUACAUACGACUUGUGGUUUAUUUCGUAGAAUGGAUGGGUGGGGGGUAUGGUGUUCUCCUGGUGGGUGGCUCUCAAACCUUACUUUAUCACAAUACACACAUCACUGUCCACACUUAAGGGACUAAAGAAAGACCAAUGUGAAAUUAUGUCUCAAAACAGAUUUCAGAAGUGAUGUCAGAAUAAUUGAGUUAAAUCUCCUUCUUCAAGUCAUUGUGUAUUGGAAGUUUUCUCAGCGGUAGAUUUUAUGUGUGUGCGUGUGUAUGUGUGUAUAUAAUGUAUGUAUAUUAUUUAUUUUUGAGUUCCCCUCGGUACAGACAAGGAAGAUGAGUACAGUGACUUAACCCCCUUGAGUACCAUAACUUAACCCCCUUGAGUGCUGUGACAACCCCUUGCGUACCGUGAUUUAAACCCCUUGAGUACAGUGACUUAACCCCCUUGAGUACCGUGACUUAACCUUCCUUGAGUACUGUGACUUACACCCAUAUUAUUAAGCAACAACAUCUUCCCUCUCUGACGAAGAGUCUUCUUGAAGGGAUUGUUCUUUCAAGCGGUAUUUUUAAUUGCUCGAAUCUCUUCCCCUUUGUGUGGGACCAAGUAGGGUAAUACUGUCCACUUUGCCGAUGCAUUAUGGAUCGUCUUACUCGUGUGCGUUUGUUUGCCUUCGUUGGCGCUAAUAUUAAGAGUACCGUACUGCGCUCUCAUCGUGGACAUUUUUUCCUUCCAAUCAUCAAGGGCAAGUCCUAUAACGCAGAGAGAGUGUGAUUUAUUAGUCCAUUUGAUUGGGGAGGAAAAAUUGUUACAAAAUAAAAAUACUUGUGGAAAGCCUGUUAGUUACAAACACAAGGGAAAUAUAAAUUUUCUAAAGUUUCCUUUGUUAUUUUCAAAUAUAACUAAUGUACAGUAAUG